AUGGCGCCCGUCUUGCUCUCCUUGAGUCUGUCUCGCCUGGGCCUCUGGGCUUUUGGAUUGAUCUUGGUCUUAGGCUUCCUCAAGCUCCUUAGAGUGCUGCUGCGGAGGCAGAAGCUGGCCAGGGCUAUGGACAGCUUCCCAGGGCCUCCCACCCACUGGCUCUUUGGGCAUGCCCUCGAGAUCCAGCAGACGGGGAGCCUGGACAAGGUGGUGUCCUGGGCCCACCAGUUCCCGUAUGCCCACCCACUCUGGCUGGGACAGUUCCUUGGCUUCCUGAACAUCUACGAGCCUGACUAUGCGAAAGCUGUGUACAGCCGAGGGGACCCUAAGGCCCCGGAUGUGUAUGACUUCUUGCUCCAGUGGAUUGGGAAAGGCCUGCUGGUCCUCGAGGGGCCCAAGUGGUUCCAGCACCGCAAGCUGCUCACGCCUGGCUUCCAUUAUGACGUGCUGAAGCCCUACGUGGCCGUGUUCGCUGACUCCACGUGCGCCAUGCUGGACAAGUGGGAGGAGAAGGCUCGGGAGGAUAAGAGCUUUGACAUCUUCUGCGACGUGGGCCACAUGGCGCUGGACACGCUCAUGAAGUGCACCUUCGGCAAAGCAGACGGUGGCCUGAGUCACAGGGACAGUAGCUACUACCGGGCGGUCGGUGAGCUCACUCUGCUGAUGCAGCAGCGCAUGGAGUCCUUCCAGUACCACAACGACUUCAUCUACUGGCUCACUCCCCACGGCCGCCGCUUCCUGCGGGCCUGCCAGGUGGCCCACGACCACACAGACCAGGUCAUCAGGGAACGGAAGGCAGCCCUGCAGGACGAGAAAGAGCGGGAGAAGAUCCGGAACCGCAGGCACCUGGACUUCCUGGACAUUCUCCUGGGGGCUCGGGAUGAAGAUGGGAUCAAGCUGUCAGAUGCAGACCUCCGGGCUGAGGUGGACACAUUCAUGUUUGAAGGCCAUGACACCACCACCAGUGGCAUCUCCUGGUUUCUCUACUGCAUGGCCCUGUACCCCGAGCACCAGCAGCGUUGUCGGGAGGAGGUCCGCGAGAUCCUCGAGGGCCGAGACUCCUUCCAGUGGGAUGAUCUGGGCAAGAUGACCUACUUGACCAUGUGCAUCAAGGAGAGCUUCCGCCUCUACCCGCCCGUGCCCCAGGUGUUCCGCCAGCUCAGCAAGCCUGUCAGCUUUGUGGAUGGCCGCUCUCUGCCUGCAGGCAGCCUGAUCUCUCUGCACAUCUACGCCCUCCAUAGGAACAGUGCAGUGUGGCCUGACCCUGAGGUCUUUGACCCCCUGCGCUUUUCCCCUGAGAAUGCGGCCAGACGCCACCCCUAUGCCUUCAUACCCUUCUCCGCUGGACCCAGGAACUGCAUCGGGCAGCAGUUUGCCAUGAAUGAGAUGAAAGUGGUCACGGGCCUCUGCUUGCUCCACUUUGAGUUUGCCCUGGACCCCUCGCGACCACCCAUCGCGAUGCCCCAGCUGGUCCUGCGCUCCCGGAAUGGCAUCCACCUCCACCUGAAGCCGCUGGGCUCAGGCUCUGGGAAGUAGCUCUGCUGAGAGUAGGCCCCAGACAGCCCAGGCCGUGGCCUGACCCUGGGCACCGCCCUCCCCAGGCUGGAUUGUGCAGUAGCUGUGGCUCCCUGCCCUCCGGAGGCUUGUCGAUUAGAGGGGGAGUCGGCACCGGCAUGGACAAGCACCUCGAGG
Diceros bicornis minor is the source of this 1692-nucleotide messenger RNA. Its product is annotated as cytochrome P450 4B1. The record is from RefSeq and is a predicted model, not a curated record. The coding region runs from base 1 to 1536 and encodes 511 amino acids. Gene Ontology annotation, molecular function: heme binding; monooxygenase activity; oxidoreductase activity, acting on paired donors, with incorporation or reduction of molecular oxygen. Lineage: Eukaryota; Metazoa; Chordata; Mammalia; Perissodactyla; Rhinocerotidae. The transcript is spliced from 12 exons.